Formica exsecta is the source of this 1551-nucleotide messenger RNA. RefSeq names its product odorant receptor 4-like (gene Or35). The coding region runs from base 448 to 1551 and encodes 367 amino acids. The record is from RefSeq and is a predicted model, not a curated record. Lineage: Eukaryota; Metazoa; Arthropoda; Insecta; Hymenoptera; Formicidae. The transcript is spliced from 5 exons. Gene Ontology annotation, cellular component: plasma membrane. Gene Ontology annotation, molecular function: olfactory receptor activity; odorant binding. Gene Ontology annotation, biological process: detection of chemical stimulus involved in sensory perception of smell; sensory perception of smell.
UUGCAUAACUUCAAGAAACAUUUCUGUCAACCUUUCGCAGAGAAGUUUGUCUUAUUAUACUUACUAUGAUCAUAUAUACGAAGUAAGACAAAAGUAGAAAAUCGUCUACUGUUCAUAUCAGAAAAUAUGAAGCAGGAAACGAAACCCGGCAUACACAUUACGCAUUCCCCCUCAAUCAUGAAUAAUAUCCUCAGAACUCUACUUGGUGAAACUCCCUUUUCGCAUCCCCUUGAGAGGACCUGCACGCAACACGCAAUGAAAUCCCAGAAAGUAAAACCUAUUGAAGUCUCAUUAAUAAUAAAAUGGCGAAGUAGGAAGGAUCAAUUGCGUUUAUGCACGGACGCACGAGUGUCCAGAGACAGACGGAAAAUGCACAUGCGCAUACUUCGUGAUCAGUCCGCUCGCGUUCAGUCAGUUGUGCGUGUCGUUACGAUUUAGUCAUUCACCAUGUACGAUCAUUCUCUCGAGUCCGCGAUAGACGGUUGGAACUAUAGCAUCCAGCUGAAUCGCUGGUUCCUAAAACCGGUUGGCGCGUGGCCUCUGACACUUUGCGAAACCACAACGGAGAAGAUCAGCUGCGUGAUCUUGUCGGUGAUCAGCUGCUUUCUAAUAUGUUUUCUGCUCGUCCCGUGCACUCUCGGCACCAUUCUAGUAGACACUGAUCUCGACAUGAAAAUCAGAAUGAUUGGUCCAAUCAGUUUCUUCCUGAUGGCCGUGGUAAAGCAAUACAUCCUCAUCGCCCGCGGCGAACGCAUCAGCGAAUGCAUCCGACACAUCCGCGCGGACUGGGAUCGAGUCAGGCUGGGUCACGAGAAGGACCGCGAAGUCAUGUUGGACAAUGCCAAAUUUGGCAGAUGGCUUUCUUUCGUCAGCGCGGCCUUCAUGUAUUCCGCUGGCUUCUUUUAUACCACGCUGAUGCCGCUUUGUGCAAAAAGAACGGAGAUAAUCGAUAACGAGACGGUGAGAUUACUGUCCUUCCCGAUCUACCGCGGCCUCCUCGAUCCACGGACCACUCCGUCCUUUGAGAUCGCUCAAUUCACGCAAACUCUAGCUGGUUACGCCAUUUACACGCUCACCAUCGGUGUCUGCAGCCUGGCCGCGGUAUUCGUCAUGCAUGCUUGCGGUCAGUUCCGGAUUCUCAUGCUAAAGAUGGAGAAUCUUGCGGACGGAAAAAAAAGAAAGAGCAUCAGCGGAAAGACGCCCGAGGAAAGGCUCAGCGACAUCGUGAAAUAUCACAUUAGAAUAUUAAGUUUUAUAACUCGCACCGAGGGAUUAUUAAAUGAGAUUUUCUUCGUGGAUGUAGUAGGAUGUACGCUCAAUAUAUGUUUUUUGGCAUUCAAUAUGAUGACGGAAUGGGAACAUCGUGAAACUUUAGGAACGAUGACAUUCUGCUCGUUACUCAUAUCCUUUACGUUCAAUAUAUUUAUUCUUUGCUAUAUUGGAGAACUCCUUGCCGAACAGUGUGCACAAAUUGCUACGAAGUCUUACAUGAUAAACUGGUAUUAUUUACCGGGUAAAAGUGCGCUCGAUGCAGAAAGUAAAGCACCAUAG